Tribolium madens (black flour beetle) is the source of this 1260-nucleotide messenger RNA. Its product is annotated as gustatory receptor for sugar taste 64e-like. Lineage: Eukaryota; Metazoa; Arthropoda; Insecta; Coleoptera; Tenebrionidae. Bases 1 to 1260 code for a protein of 419 amino acids. Gene Ontology annotation, biological process: detection of chemical stimulus involved in sensory perception of taste; sensory perception of chemical stimulus. The transcript has 6 exons. The record is from RefSeq and is a predicted model, not a curated record. Gene Ontology annotation, cellular component: membrane. Gene Ontology annotation, molecular function: taste receptor activity.
AUGGGGUCACCCAGAAAUAUGGAAAAAUCGUUAAAAAUUGUUCCCUUGUCUUUCGGCAAAAACAACCUCCACAAGUCUUUUAGUAAAAUGUUGAUUGUUGCCCAAAUUUUCGGAUUUUUGCCGGUGCAAGGCAUUCUAGGCCCCGAUUAUCGUUCUUUACAUUUUUCUUGGAAGUCGGUCCGAGUUAUAUACUCAGUUGUUACACUUCUUGGAACUUGUCUUAUCUCCAGUUUUCAAAUUCAGAAAAUCGCUACUGAAGGACUAGAUUUAUUGGAAAUUAAUCGAUUGUUCUUUUUGCUGAUCGGAGUUGCGGCCGCACUUUUCUACUUAAAUUUAGCCAAAAAGUGGCCAAUGUUUCUGAAGGACUGGUGUGUUGUUGACUCAAAAUUUGCCAGUUAUGGGUGGCCCAAUGGACUCAACAAAAGGUUGCAUAUUUUAAUGAUGGUUUUCAUGUUAACUGCUUUAGUGGAACAUAUUUUGUUCCAAACAAACAAGCUUGUGUUAUCUUUGGAAUGCAAUAAUAGUACUGCUGAAGGCUUUACGUAUUUUCUUAGUAAUAUGUCUUUUUCACAUAUUUUUUCCUUGGUGGAAUAUGAUAUUUAUAAAGGUCUGGUUUUGCAAACUAUAAAUUUUCAGAUUACUUUCAUUUGGACGUAUAACGAUAUAUUUCUAAUGUUGAUAAGUACGGCCCUGGCUUAUAGAUUUGGCCAGAUAACCCGAAGAAUUGCAUCGGUGGCUAAAGAAAAGAUUAAAAAUGAGUUUAUUUGGAAAACUUUGCGAGAAGAUUACACUAGACAAUGCAGACUUGUAAAAAAAGUCGACGAAGAAAUCGCUUAUAUUGUUCUAUUGACAUUCGCAUCUGAUUUACUAUUUAUAUUAGUUCAACUUUUUAACAGUUUGAGACAUAUGAGGAAUAAUAUACAACGAUUAUAUUUCUGCUGGUCUUUUGGACUUUUAAUAACACGAACUUUUUGUUUAUGUCUAUUCGGUUCUAAAGUUCACGAUGAAAGCAUUAAACCAUUGUUAACAUUGAAUUCAGUACCUACCGAAGUCUAUAAUCUGGAGAUUCAGAGAUUUAUUCAACAAAUUGCAAAUAGUGAUAUCGCAAUAACUGGAAAAAAUUUUUUUAGUAUUACCAGAGGGUUAAUUCUUAGCAUUGCUGGAGCUAUAGUAACUUAUGAAUUAGUUUUAAUUCAAUUUAAUGUUAAUUUAUUAAAGGAGGAACAAAGACAAGAAGGCGCUUGUCCAAUUUACGUUUAA